This is a messenger RNA of Myotis davidii, 1766 nucleotides long. It is a transcript of the gene IQCC, whose product is annotated as IQ motif containing C. Gene Ontology annotation, molecular function: protein binding. Lineage: Eukaryota; Metazoa; Chordata; Mammalia; Chiroptera; Vespertilionidae. The record is from RefSeq and is a predicted model, not a curated record.
GUCCGGCUCCUGGAGGCCGGAGUCCCUAGAGCGGCCUCGGGAGGGCGCGGAGGCUCGGACUCAUCCCGCCCAGGCCGGAGUGGAGGUUGUCAUGGAGACGGCGGGGCGGGCCUCGCUCGCCAGCUCUGGGCGCGGACUAGUGACGCACGAGGCAGGCGCCGGCAGCCGCGCGGGGCAGUUGGCGCCCAGAUGGAGUGGGAGCAGUUGGUUCGGAAGGUGGUGGUGCUGCAGGCCUGCGUCCGGGGUUUCCUGGUCCGACGCCAGUUCCAGAGUCUCCGAGCGGAGUAUGAGGCUAUUGUACGAGAGAUCGAGGGUGACCUGGGCACCCUGCAGUGGACUGAAGGCUGGAUUCCCAGGCCCCAGUUCCUCCCACAGAAGGCAAAAUCCCAUCGGAACUGGAAAGCUGGAGAGAGGGUACCAAAGUCAGAGCAGGAACUAUGGAGUUGCUUCCCGUGUAAGGAGCCUGAGAGAGAGAUGAUGCUGAAGAAGUCCGGAGAGAGCUCAGCAAAUUCAGAAAGUCUUCACUGCAGAGAUGACAGCUCCUGGCUUUGGGAUCAGCAAAGCAGGAAAACCAGGAAACCCAGCCAAGAGGAGACUGAGGCUAUGCCAAGGAUGGAGAACCCAGAAGCUGCAGGUCCAGGACUGCCCCACAGUCCAACAGAGCUCCAGGAGCUCCAGUACCAGCGCAGCCACUUGGCCAUGGAGCUGCUGUGGAUACAGCAGGCCAUCAAUAGCCGUAAGGAGUACCUAAUUCUCAAACAAACACUGGGAUCCCCAGAGGCAAGGUUAGACCCCGGGGGACAGACCUGUGAAAGAGCUGGGUCACAACCAGGCCCCCCACUGGAAGACCAGUACUACAGAGACAGGACACCUGGAGAGCAAGACCAUGCAGAUGACUCUUGCUGGAGGCUCAGAUCACAACCUCACAAAUCCCCAGAAAGACUGGCCACUACAGAUGAAACCACUGCUGGGGCCAAGUACAGGGACCCAAACCGCAGGCGGGCUGGACCACAGCUACCCACACCAUCAGAUAAGCAGGCCAUAGAGAACAGGCUCACCAAAGAGCCACAUCCUGGGGAACAGACCUUUGGAGGGACCUGCCUACAGCUGACAAAACCAGAGGACCAGACACUCACAGGCCUCAAACCUAAGGGCCCCUGUUCUGGAAAGGCCAGAACACAGCUGCCCAGACUCUGUGUGGACCCAAAUAUUGAAGAUAAGUCUCCCGGAAAGUCAGACCACAAAGAGCCUAAUUGCCAAAGAGCUAGGCCACGAGAGUCGGGCCUCUCAGAGGACCGUGUCAUCUGGGGUGGGACUUGGGCAGGACAUGGUACCCUGGAUCUCUGGAAGACCAAACCGCCCACCCAGACCCCCAGUAAUAAAAGCUCCAGAGGUAGAGCUUCCGAUGAGCCUAGCCCUGAAGGAUGGAAAAACCAGAGGAAUGGACCAUGGAGAUCAAGGCCACUUGAGAAACUGUCUUCUACAGGGUAGAUAGCAUAGGAGAGAACCAUGGAGGGACAGGCUGUGGGAAACAAGGGCAAGGAGACGGGUCCCGGUACCAGUUCUACCUCCCGCCCCUGGCUCUUGGUGGCCAGUGGGGCCAAGAGAAGCUGGAGCAAAGAGUUGGCACCAGUACAGGGAGAGGAGGGAGAAGGACACACUUUCAUCCUUUACCUGGGCUCAAUCCAAAUUUCAGGACAGGGGAGUUACCUGGGUAAGUAAAAGGGGAGACCUGAUGGAAAAUAAAGGUUUUCCUUCGAUUCUGA